Messenger RNA from Symbiodinium pilosum, 160 nucleotides. Lineage: Eukaryota; Dinophyceae; Suessiales; Symbiodiniaceae. The record is from the annotation of a GenBank genome assembly.
AUCUAUGACAAGUUGAUCGGCAAUCGCUGCAUUGUCGGCGAGGCGCCCUUGUGCUACAAGCCUCCUGUCUGCCUUGCGGGCAAUGAGACCACCUGUACUCUGGAGACGAAUGCUUCCACCACCCUUGGCGCAAGCGUCUUCGAAGCUGUCUGGAAUUCCA